CGUUGAUUCAGUCGGUUUCUAAUCAUUUCAUCAUUGCAGUUGGCCGCUAUGUCUGACGAAGACGUUUAUACGCAUUCAUAUUCAACCUGUCGCCCUGUUGCAAAAGUGGUGGUUCUGCUCAUCGUGCCAAUAGCUGUGGCUGUUCUUUUUCUGUUCGCAUAUGUAGCGCUUUCAGAACAUCACAAAGAAGCAUUUCUGAAAAUACAGUCCAUUAUCAAGAUUACUGAUGAGAACUACAAAAUCGAGAUGCUUGACAGUGUUUUUUGGAUUCUCGAUGGAACAGUAGUUUGCAUUUGCCUUUUCUUGAUCCUUGAAGACGCCUUCCUCUUGCAAGAGCUGAAUUCUGAACUAAACUACUUAAACUGCGAAGCUUAUCUUUCUUUGAGGGAAGCUCUGGAAGUUGACAAUCGCUAUAUAAAAGACGCAAUAAUUCUGGAAGCUGCAGAGAAUCAAGAGCAGGCUAAAACCCCAGCAAUCCAGUGUAAAGAAGAAUCUGUAACUCCUACAGCUCCCACUCCCAACCAAAAAGAGAACAUUGCUAAGAAAAAACUGUCAGAAAUUUUAGAGAAAGAGAAGGAUAAGAAGCACUAAGUGCUGUGUGCUUCAGUAUCACUCAGAUUGUUUUUGAUUUCGCAAAACUACCUUUAUAAAUGUACGAACUGUGUUGGCUGUAUGAAAAUAUGGUUCUGCUUAGAAAAGCGAAAGCGAUUUUUUAACCUUUAUCAACCAUUGG
Cylicocyclus nassatus is the source of this 733-nucleotide messenger RNA. The record is from the annotation of a GenBank genome assembly. Lineage: Eukaryota; Metazoa; Nematoda; Chromadorea; Rhabditida; Strongylidae.